Penicillium canariense is the source of this 1140-nucleotide messenger RNA. RefSeq names its product serine hydrolase domain-containing protein. Bases 1 to 1140 code for a protein of 379 amino acids. The transcript has a single exon. The record is from RefSeq and is a predicted model, not a curated record. Lineage: Eukaryota; Fungi; Ascomycota; Eurotiomycetes; Eurotiales; Aspergillaceae.
AUGUCUGCAGUACAUGGCCACUGCGAUCCCGCAUUUAGCAAGGUGCGGGGUCUCCUUGAACAAAAGAUCCUUUCAGAGGAAGAGCUGGGUGCCUCGCUCUUCGUCAACAUCGACGGCAGGGAUGUGAUUGAUGUAUGGGGCGGGUAUGCCGACCGGGCACGCUCCAAACCCUGGACAGCAGAUACAAUCGCAGUGGUGUGGUCCACCUCCAAAUGCAUCACCAAUUUGGCCGCCCUCCUGUUAAUCGAUCGGGGCCUGCUUGACCCCUCCGCUCGCGUAUCUCAAUACUGGCCCGAGUUCGCGGCUAACGGCAAGGAGAAUGUCCAAGUCUGGCAUGUUUUGACCCAUUCUGCCGGUCUGCCUGCGUGGGAGAAACCGAUAACCAUCGACGAGGUGUACGAUGUUCCUCAGGCGAAUGCGCGACUCGCGGCGGAAGCACUCUGGUGGACACCCGGCACUGCCACCGGCUAUCAUGCUAUUACGCAGGGACACAUAAUCAGCGAGCUCCUGUUACGCAUCACCGGGAAGAGGGCCAAGGAGUUCAUUGCGGAAGAACUGGCUCGGCCACUCAAUGCCGACUUCCAGCUCGGCGUGCGGGAGCAAGACCGAUCUCGUGUGGCAGAGAUCAUCUCCCCACCACCGUUUGUUCCCCCAGCAGAUUUCGACCCAAACAGCCUGGGAGCGCGCGCACUUACUUCGCCUCUCAUGCGCGCCGAGUUGGCCGAGAGCCCUGCGUUCCUGGACGCAGAGAUGUCAUCUGGGAAUGGCUUUGGGACUGCCAAGGGCAUAGCGCGAAUCCUCUCUACGAUAUCGUUGGGUGGGGUAGUCGAUGGGCAACGGCUGCUCAGCCCGGAGACGGUCAGACUAGCGGUCACCGAGCAGAUCCGCGGAACGGAUCUUGUGUUGGGAAAACAGGUCAGAUUUGGAAUGGGGUUUGGGCUUCGCGUGGAAAGUGGAAUGUCGUGGAUCCGCGAGGGCAGCUGCUACUGGGGCGGCUGGGGCGGUUCGAUCGCGAUUAUGGAUGUGGAGAACCGAAUCACCAUCUGCUAUGUUCCGUCUCGCAUGGAGAACGCGGGCCCCACCGGGGAUGCUCGGAUCGAGUCCUAUGUCAAAGCGAUUUACGAAAUCAUCGGGAGAUAA